AAGGCUCACAGGUGUGUUAAUCAGCUGAUUAGUUGUGGGGUGGUGGGAGACUGGUAAGAGUUACUUUAAAACUGUUGUGCUUCUGACCUACUCGAGCUAACACUGCAAAUGUGGCAUUUGGGAAACUGGAGAGGCAGCCGAUGCCACCAAAACCUGCAGUAACUGCAUCUGCUAUACGCCACCGAAAGUAUAUAGAACGUGUAAAAGCAGAUCCACAGCAAUAUCAGGAGUAUCUUGAAAAGCAACGGCAAAAAAACAGGGCACGUAAAGAAGCUGGAGAAUUUAAAUCCAUAAAAUCGAGGUCCAAACGGAUCAAAAGCACUCACCGAAAUAAUUAAACCAUUACUAGGACUCACAGACCAACACUGCAAAAACUCAAAACAACUGGCAGAAGAACUAAAAAACAUCAAAAUGCAACAAGACGAAGUUUUCAUUUCACACGAUGUCAUAUCUCUGUUCACCAGAACACCCACGGAAGCCACCAUACAGAUAGUACAAGAAAAAUUAAAAACAGACAGGAUGCUCAAGAAACGCACAAACCUCACUGUACAAGACAUCACUCAGCUCCUUCAAUUCAUCGCCACAUCCACAUACUUUCAGUUCAGGAACACAAUUUACAGACAGAAGGAAGGUUUUGCCAUGGGAGACCCACUAUAAGCCAUCAUGUGUGGCUUUUUCAUGGAAGACCUGGAGCAGAAAGCACUCACUACAAUACCAGCGGAAUACAGACCAACACUCUGGAAACGGUAUGUGGACGACAUAUUGGAAAAAGUAAAGAGGGGACACACUCAACAACUCACCGACCAUCUCAACACCAUAGACAAUACCGGCAAUAUAAAAUUUACACAUGAAGAGGAAACAGAGCAGUCAAUAGCAUUUUUGGACUUAAAAAUACAUCACACAGAAGAGGGGGAUAUCAAAAUAAAAGUACACAGGAAACCCACACACACCGACCAAUAUUUAAACUGGACUUCUGAACACCCCAUAAUGCACAAAAUAUCCGUAGUUAGAACAUUACAUGAACGCACAGCAAUAAUUACAGAUGCACAGGACAAAGAACAGGAAGAACAACAUAUACAACACGCACUGAAGGCAUGUCAAUAUCCACAGUGGGCAAUAUCCAAAGGGGCGGAACAGGUCAAAAACAAUAAAACACAGAAGAAAGAGAAAAAACAAAUCAACAAACAAGAACACAGGGGAGUAGUGACAUUACCAUACAUCAGAGGAAUAACUGAACGCAUUCAAAGAGCAAUGAGGAAACACAACAUUAACACACCUGUCAAACCACACACAACACUCCGUCAGAUCCUGGUUCAUCCCAAAGACAGAAUACAUCCGGACAACAGAUGCAACACCAUAUAUGAGAUUCCAUGCCAAUUAUGCAAUAAAACUUACAUCGGGGAGACAGGAAGGAGUUUCAACACAAGGAAAAAUGAACAUAAGAAAGAGUGCGAAAAGGAGACAGCUACAAGACAAACCCGAACAAUAAAAGAAAAGGCACAACAGGAAAAUUAUAAGUCAGCCAUAACAGAUCAUUGCAAAAGGGAAAAUCAUAUUAUGGACUGGGGGAAUGCCAGAGUCAUCCGCACAGAAGAUAACAAACAUCAGCGCUGGAUCAGGGAGGCCAUGGAGAUCCGUAAGCGAAGCCCGAGGACCAUCAACCGAGAUGAGGGAGCAUACAUGCUCUCCCAUACCUGGAGUGCCAUCUUGCAGGGGACGAACUGACAGUAGAAGGUGUGACCGACCUGUCAAUCCAGACAGGAAGGCCACGCCUUCGGAAACAUCAGCUGAUAAAAGAUGCGUCACCAAUAACAUCCGGUGACACUCUGAGGAAGACGACAGUCGUACGUCGAAACAUGUCAGCAUGCAUGUGCGAGAUCUUCUUCGGGUCUUAAGCGGUUGGCAGCCAGCAGCCUUCAGCGCAUUUGACUGAGUGAGAGCAGCGUACUCAGCCAACCAUUUUUUUUUUCAGUGUAUCGUACCACAAGCAUUGACCUGAUUGUCCAGGGAAACAAGCCUUUGGGGCAGGUACAGUCAGAGCAAACAACACAUACUGGCUGAUCAUCUGCACUGUAUAACCAGUGACCCUUAUGGCAGGUUCACCCUCAUACUGGACACUGAAGCGAAAAUCCAAGUAGGUGCAGCAUGUACUUGAUUGUUGUGUUUGAGGACAACAACCAAACCAGCCCAGUGGCCAAGGAAUGGUUUUCAGGUGGCCUGGCAUGGUGGCCGCCAUAUAAGGACCAAUUUCAGAUCCUAAGAGCAGUUCAGAAGAGGGUCAUGCCAGACCCAGCAAAAGGGUGGAGGCAGUUCCGCGCUCAUGUACUGUAUGAAUCAGACUCCAUUCAAACUAUCCAGUCCAAGUGGGACAAAGCAUGCAUCACGUCAGACUUAAAUACAGAUGUUGAAAUGCAGGAGAAUCCAGUUAGAGAACAUAAAAGACCAAGACGGCUCAGAGAGUCAUCACUAUCUGAGGAGGAGGAUGAUCCUGAACACCUAAGAAGACCUCCCCCUUUACCUUUGAAAAUUGCAAGACCAAGAGAAGAGCCAACUUACACUGAACUCUCAACAGUAACUUGCCUCAGUGAUAUGGAGGCUGAAGGACCACUGCACCACACUGAUCAACAGCAAACCUGCCUGACUGAAAUCCCCCGGCGUCCCCAAACCUGCCUGACUGAAAUCCCCUGGCGUCCCCAAACCUGCCUUCCUCAAACCCACCAGCUGAUUCCAGCUACCUGUACUGAUCUCCAAGUUGGCUGUCACUGGUGGAACCACUGUAAAAAAGAUGGUUUGGAGGAUAUGCCAAAAAGUGUUCUCAAACCAACUUGCCACACAACUAAAUUGGUGUGGGAGAGGAAAUAAAACCGGUAUUAAAUCCAGACCUGUAGCUGAAAUGCUAAUAUCAUCAGUGCACAAAAACAAUAACAGUGUCACCGAGUCGGAUGUGGAGAAGGAGGUAAAAAACUGGCUCUGAUUGAGCGGGGACCGGUUGGAUGGCUGCCGUCGACAGCGGAGGACCCAAACAACUAGAAGAGAGGAGAGAGGGCUGCCAGCUUGCAGUGACUGAGGAUGGACAGAGACUUUCUAUACAUCAGUGUUUGUUUAAGUUAGAGGCCUGUGUGUGUGUGUGUGUGUGUGUGUGUGUGUGUGUGUGUGUGUGUGUGUGUGUGUGUGUGUACACUCUGUCCAUAGCCGUUUAAGUUACGGGGCUGUGUGUGUGUGUGUGUGUGUGUGUGUGUGUGUGUGUGUGUGUGUGUGUGUGUGUGUACACUCUGUCCAUAGCCGUUUAAGUUACGGGGCUGUGUGUGUGUGUGUGUGUGUGUGUGUGUGUGUGUGUGUACACGGUCUGUGUGAGUGGCUAUUUAAGUUAUAAGCCAGUGUGUCCACUGUCUGUGUCCAUGGCCGUUUUAGUUAGAGGCCUGUGUGUGUGUGUGUGUGUGUGUGUGUGUGUGUGUGUGUGUGUGUGUGUGUGUGUGUGCGUGUCCUGUCUGUCAGUGGCCAUUUACAGUAAGUUAGAGGCCUGUGUGUGUACACUGUCUAUGUGCUCAUCACCAUUUAGUUGGAGGCCUGUGUAACAGGUUCAGUAGAUCCACUCGCCAUUGUGUAUAGUAAUAAUCUGUCACUUUAAGAACGCAGUUAGUUAUGGGAAUUAUGUGUUGGGGCUCUUCCCUGUUUGUUUUUCAAAUGUAAUUAUCAAUUCCCCUAUAUACUGUAGAGCCCAGUUUUUCAAAUACAAGUGCCAUUGCCAUUGGACACUGCCACACCAUUCACAAAGUGCCUUUGUUUUGGACCUGCAGAAUAAAGACUGCUUACAACACAAUGCAAUGACUUCUGUUACAUU
Neoarius graeffei (lesser salmon catfish) is the source of this 3841-nucleotide messenger RNA. RefSeq lists its product as uncharacterized. The transcript is spliced from 13 exons. NCBI's taxonomy places the organism in Eukaryota, Metazoa, Chordata, Actinopteri, Siluriformes, Ariidae. The record is from RefSeq and is a predicted model, not a curated record. Bases 664 to 1725 code for a protein of 353 amino acids.